Molecule: messenger RNA, 5728 nt
Organism: Bufo bufo (common toad)
Lineage: Eukaryota; Metazoa; Chordata; Amphibia; Anura; Bufonidae
Gene: TRERF1
Product: transcriptional regulating factor 1
Exons: 17
Coding region: 549-3956 (1135 amino acids)
Biological process (GO): negative regulation of DNA-templated transcription; regulation of transcription by RNA polymerase II
Cellular component (GO): histone deacetylase complex; transcription regulator complex
Molecular function (GO): transcription corepressor activity
Source: RefSeq, a predicted model, not a curated record
CAGUGCCCGCGGAGCCCCUGCUGCACAUGGACGCCUGGCAGUCCUAGCUCCUACCACUCCUGCUGCACGUUCACUUUUACAAGAAGACGGAACAGAAUCUAAUAAAGCCUUCGCUAUGGAAGUUUGCUGGAGUUUUUAUGGUUACUAGUGGAACAAAUGCAGCCGUAUGCAGAUCUUAUGCAUUACAUACCAUUUGUGUGAAAGGGAGGAAGAUCUGAAAUAUGAUCCAGACUGUAACUUCUGUUUAGAAAAGCGCUUGAACAGUUCAUCUCAUUACAUUCUGUGUGACGACAGGAAGUGGACGGUUACCGACAGAGAGAAGAUGGAUGGCUCUUCUACAGAAUUGUUGCCUUGUCCUCUAUGGUCUCCUUCUGAAGAAUCUAAGCCUUUUCCUUCGGAGAGCUUAAGCCGUUCUAACUAGAAGAAAAGCUUCUUCCAAAUAAAUGGGCACGCUCAAUACUUAGCUGCACACUUUAUUUCUUCUCAUCUCUCAGGGACAUUAUCCUACAUGGGCACUGCUCCAACCAGAUCUGGUUACCCCAGUCACUAUGGAAGACCAGCAGAUGUACAAGACACAGCUCGUCUCCAACAGUAGCGAUAGUUUGUACUAUCAACAAAUGCAGCAUCAGGCAAACAGCCAGCUGCUCAACCACAGUUACGACUCUCUGGACUUGAACGCCUCCGAGUCCUCUUCAUCCUCUCCUCACUUGUCCCAAGAUUCCAGAGAGAUCACAUUAAAUCCUGGAGCUAAAAAUACCGGACAGGUCGAUGCAUCUAGAACUUUACAUUGGUCGAAUGUAGGUAACCACACUCAGGGAGGCAAUAAUAUGAAUUGCUAUGACCAAAGCUUACAAUGGAAUUCACAGGUACCAAACGAUCCCACAUCUGGCGCCUACCAGAUGUCUUACUAUCCCGAACUGGAUAAUCGUCCGAAAAUGACCAGCAGAGCAUUACAUAAGUUGGAUUCUUUCACGCAGGUGUUUGCUAGGCAGAACUUAAGAAUCCAUGCCAUGGCUCAGGGUUUACCCGAACAGUCGCUGGCGGACUGUGACAGUGCUCUCAGGCAGCUGCUGUCAGUCAAACCAACGGGUGUGCAGCAAGCUACCACUAUGGACAGGUAUCCUCAGGUCUCUCAGCAGAUGCAUCCAAGCCUAUCCAACCAACAGCAGAAGCCUCCUCUACAGCCCAUGCAGCAAUCCCAGUCAUUUUACUAUGAUUACUUCCCGCAUGCCACUCAGAUGCCGCCCGAGCCUUCAAUGCAGCAGUAUGGGCAGCAGGGACAGUCCAAUCAGGUUCUAGCACAACACGGACAGGGCUUGCAACAGACUCGGUAUUAUGUGCAGCAUCAACAGCCAGAACAGCAUCGACUCUUACACCAGGGAGUACAGCAGCAGGGUCCGUUCUCUGGUCAGCUGUCUGAGUACUACCAAGUGCAGGCAGCAGGGCAAGAAAUGCAUCACAACGUACUGCAAUCCCAUCACCAUCAUGUGCAGCUUCAACAUCAGCAACCACCGUACAGCAAUUCCAAAGCCGAGCAGUAUGCCCAAAAUCAGUCCCACGACAUGCAUCUGAUUCAGCUAGGUGCAGUGCCGCAGUACAUGUUUCAGAACGCACAACCAGUCAGAAAUUCGUAUAAACAGCAUGUAGCCCCGCAACUGCCCCUUCAUCAGGAUAACAGUGCUCAAAAGCCAUAUAAAAAUGAAGCUCAACCUCCGGCUCUUAUGAGGAGAUCUGUGGGGCUAUCGAAUACAGACAACUUAAAUGACUACAGCCAGGACAGUAUGGGAAUAAUGGCGGAUGGUGCCCCUCAACGACAUGCUUUAACGCAGGAUAACUCCUACUUGCUAAGUAAUCAAGGAGCGCGGCAUUCUCCAAGCGCGGCAUGGCCCCAGCAUGUGUCGGAUGGGAAAGUCGGGACUGUCUCUCCAGACAACAGCAAGUUAUUCCUGGACGAGUCGAAAAGCCGGCUCACGUGCUCAGUAUGCUUCAAGGAAUUCAAGAGCCUUCCAGCCCUGAACGGACACUUGAGGUCACAUGGUGGGGUGCGAACAGUCCCCAAACAGGACGAAGGCCAGAAGUCACAGACUAGCGAGGCGGAAAACCUCACGCCCAUCGUCAUGCCUGUGUCUGUACCUGUAAAGCUUACGCCACCUGAUGCCAAUGCUCAGCUCAGCUGCAGAGCAGAUCAGCCAGCGAACAGCAUGUCCGAUGACGAAAUGCCCAUCUUAACCAGGAUGACUUGCUCCCCAACAUCCUCCCCAAAGGCGGACAGCUCCCGCACGUCUUCUGAAAUGAUCAGAAAACUUCAAGAACCCAGUACGAAAUUGGUCAAAGCACAGGGAACCAAACCUCAGCAAGAAAGGCGGAAAUAUCGCCACAGACCUGAACCUCUGUUCAUCCCUCCUCCUUUCCUCGGUGCAAAUCUAUCUCAUUUUGGGGCAACAUUGUACCAAAGCCAGCUCCGCUCCCCUCGCCUCAUUGCGGAUCCCUUGCUUCUGAGAACUCAGGAGCCACUCACCUACACUCCACCGCCUAUGCUUAGCCCUGUGCGCCAAGGAUCCGGACUUUUCAGUAGCGUCAUCACAUCAGCACACAAUGCUCAUCUUCCGCUCACCCCGUUGACACCCACUCCAAGAGUGCUGCUCUGCCGAUAUAAAUGCAUUGAUGGGACCACUGCUACAGUAACGCCAGGACCUGGAGAACAAACUGUUGAUGUUGAACCGAAAAUCAAUAUUGGAUCAAGAUUCCAGGCCAAGAUCCCAGAUCUUCAGCACCGCUCAUUGCUUGAGAAAGAUACGCACAAAGCGACCUUGGUGUGGAAACCGUGGCCGGACCUAGAGAGUGAAGAAUCGCAACACAGAGUGGAGGUGUUCCUGAGCAUGUCGUGUUCCAGCGUACUACCAGGAGGAGGAACCAACAUGGAAUACGCUCUGCAUUCUCUCUUUGAAGCCAAUGGAAACAUCAUGACUGCAUUGGAGCUGCUGCUUUUAAGAAAUGCACCAAGGCUGAAAACCCAUCCACUGGCAAGUUACCACUAUGCAGGAUCCGAUUACUGGACCACCAACGAGAAGAAGAGUUUUAACAAAGCAAUAAACACCUGCAAUAAGGAUUUAUUCCAUGUCCAGAAGAUGAUAAAGACAAAGACGGUGUCGCAGUGCGUAGAAUAUUAUUACACCUGGAAGAAGAUCCUGCACAUGGGCCGCAGGAAGAGGUCACGUCUCAUUGAACUGCAUGAGGAUGAUACGACCAGUGUGGAUGACGUGGAUGAGGAGGAUGGCGAUGAACCCAAGAAGAACGAUUCAGCCCAUCAACCAGUGCAGAAAACUGCAGAACUACUACAUCCAGCAGUGAUCGACCAUUCUGUACCUGCACACCCUGGCCCUCCAGCCGCCAACUUUGUGUGUGAAAUGGGAAACUGCGGAGCUAUAUUCUGCUCCAGGCAGGCUCUGAACGGCCAUGCCCGUAUUCACGGAGGAACAGCUACCCCCGCCAAGGUGUUUACAGCUACAAGUACAGGAAGACCCAAAUCAGGGGCUCAGAGUGAAUACUGUUCUGUGAAGAGCUCCCCGGCGCACAGCACCACCAGCGGGGAGACCGACGCUACAUCCGUAUUCCCAUGUAAACUCUGUGGCAAGGUCUUCUACAAGAUCAAGAGUCGUAACGCGCACAUGAAGACUCACAGGCAGCAGGAGGAGCAGCAGAGGCAGAAGGCACAGAAGGCGGCGGUGGCAGCGGAAAUGGCCGACACCAUUGCAAGGACUAUAGUAAGGACUACUUUGCCCACGGACAAUAUCAUGCCGUUUGAUCCCUUCAGCCUGAUUAAAAGCUUGAAAGAAGAGUUUGAUGACGAUGUGGCCCAGGAUUUAGAAGAUGUCCUAAAGGAGACAGAGGUCAUGCACCCCGAUCUGAUCUUGGAUGAUGAGGAUGUGGAUCUACUGCAGGAUGGGGACUUGUAGCCACCAACAUGGAUCCUUGCAUCCAUUUCAGUUAUAGUUGGGGGUUCAUUUUGUUGGCUGAGCAUUAUAUGCCCUGGAGCCACCAACUCGCUGUAACACAAAGUACGAUGUGAAGCUUUACUGAAUUCGAAUUUGUUUGCCGUUGUUAAAGGGCUUGGCGCAUCUCAGACAUUAAUGACACAUCGCUAGAAUAUGCCAUCAGUGUCAGACAGAAGCGGGUCCCACCUCUAGGAAUGGGACCCCAAAGUGAAGGAGAGCCCAUCCAUAGCUUGCUCUCUAUUCACUACUAUGGGAAUUCUGAAAAUACCGGAGUGAGCUUGCUCGGCUAUUUCCAGAAGUCCCAUUGCAGUGAAAGGAGAGCGCACCGCACAUGCACAGCCACCUCUCUAUUCACAGCUAUGAGAGCUAGAAGCGGGUCACAGAGGUAGGACCUGCACCUGUCUGAUAUUGAUGGCAUAUCCUAGAGAUAUAUCAAUGCCUGAGAUAGGAAUACCCCUCUAAGGCUGUUUACAUUCAUUGCUCAGGCAAAACCGUGACCAUGGUGGCCACCAUUUUGUGGUCAGACCGUUGUGCAGUGUAGCAGUUACCUAUUCAGACCCCAACAAGGUUCAUUUAUUCUGGUAAAUACACAAGCCUGCGAUCUCCAUGGUUAUUUUGGGAUAAAAAUAUGAAAAAUCAAUAGUGUUCUCAUGAGAAGUCUUCUCUGCUGGUUUUUCAUAGGGACAUUGCGUGGAUCCAAAUCCACACCGUCCCUGUGAUUAUCCACACAAAGCUGCCAUUGAAGAUGUGGAGAUUGGUGUAAAUGACUAUCUGGAUUCUUACAGCGUCCCUAUGACAAGUCGUCUGGAAAAACCCAGAGCAUAGGAGGGAAGUGUCAUGGGGCUAUAACGUCAAUGAACGAUGAAAAAUAUUACAGGCAGGAACCAAAGGGAACGACAUGUUUACAUAUAAGGAAGAUUCUUCUAGAAGCUGACUGUACAUGACUACUAUACCGAAUACUCUCCAUCCACCAAACCCAAUGUGAUGAUGGGAGCUGUAGUACUGGAGGAUCAUAGGGAUGUCCAUUUUAAAUGAAGGACACUACGGCUAUCCAUUGGGUUGGAGCCCCUUGUUUGUCUCCCCCUACUAAUGGGGGGCUACCAGCAAUAUGAACCCAAGCAGUUAGCUGCUGGACCCCGUUAUUCAGAUAAGGACAUCUUCGAUGAUAUACCAGAAGAGCUGUGCCCAGGAAUGGUGGUGAUGUUGCCCGUGGUAACCCCCCAGAUUGCAGUUCUCAACCUGUGAUCCGAUUGGAUACUAUCGGCAGCUUCUCCCCCAUUACGGUACGUAAGUCAUUCUAAGUUUCGCUUUGGGCUCCUCCCAGAUCCCUGACUUUUGUUUAACCAUCCUUAGAAACAAGAUGGUGUCCUCGUUCUUUGUUUUGUUUAGGGUGGAUGUCGUGAUGUACUAAAUGAGUGUUUGAAACGGGAUUCUAUUUUAAUUAAUGUGUUUUUAAAAUGUUUUAUUUUUUUAUUAUCAGACUGGUCUCUUAAAAAGUUUUUCUAAAGUGCAACCUUCCUCACAUGGGGCCUCGAGCGUACACCAGGAUGAAAGAAAAUGUAUAUACUAGGCCUUAAGUAGCGCAGAGAGAAAAUGGGGCAACCGCCACCGUAGCCAAUCAGAUCUCUGCUUCACCUGGUGUUACCAUAUUUUUUAUGGCUUUUUUAUUGUCAAUUUUAUACACGCAGACACCUAAGGGAAAAACUUCUGAAAAACGACCUGUAUAAAAUUUA